GUGUGUGUGUGUGUGUGUGUGUGUGUGUGUGUUGGGGGUGUAACUGACUACCCCGCAAAGCGCUCAAGUGCUCAGCUGCUUCAUCUGGAGGAAUUUGCGCCCCAACAAACUCUUCUCUGCGGAACGGACUGCGUGACUUGUAAUAAAAUCUCAGCUAUUUGUUCACAUGAGAGGACGGAGCGGACCAGACCCGAAAGUCGAUCGUGACCUCAGCCUUGUCUAGUCGGUAGGAUAUGGCUGUGCGGUCCAGGACGGGGUACUACCGGCAGGAGGUCAACAGAACCGUGUGGGAGGUUCCGGAGAGAUACAGGGACCUGAAGCAGGUCGGAACAGGAGCAUACGGGACUGUGUGUUCAGCAUGGGACCGCCGGAUGGGGACGCAGGUGGCCAUCAAGAAACUUCAUCGGCCCUUCCAGUCCAAACUUUUUGCCAAAAGGGCUUACAGAGAGCUGCGACUCCUCAAACACAUGAAGCAUGAGAAUGUAAUCGGGCUCCUGGAUGUUUUCACUGCUGAAAUCUCAUUGGACCGCUUGCGUGACUUUUACCUGGUGAUGCCGUUCAUGGGCACUGACCUCGGCAAGCUGAUGAAGCUGGAGAGGUUAACAGAAGACAGAGUGCAGUUCCUCGUCUAUCAGAUGCUGAAGGGACUCAAGUAUAUCCACUCUGCAGGGAUCAUUCACAGGGACCUUAAACCUGGAAAUUUAGCUAUUAACCCGGACUGCGAGCUAAAGAUUCUUGAUUUUGGCCUGGCGAGGCAGGCUGAUGCAGAGAUGACCGGCUAUGUCGUGACACGGUGGUACAGAGCGCCCGAGGUUAUCCUCAACUGGAUGCACUACACACAAACUGUGGAUAUCUGGUCGGCAGGUUGCAUUAUGGCAGAGAUGCUGCUGGGAAAGCCGCUGUUCAAAGGAAAUGAUCACUUGGACCAGCUCAGAGAAAUUAUGAAGAUUACAGGAACUCCAACUGCUGACUUUGUUGUGAAGCUCCAGAGCCAAGAUGCCAAAAACUACAUCAGAAGUCUGCCAAAAGUGCCAAAAAAGGAUUUGCACACUAUUUUCUCCAAAGCAAGCUCCAAUGUGUGUGUCUUGGAAAAGAUGCUGCUCCUCGACCCUGAGCGGAGGGUGAGCGCCUCGGAGGCACUCGACCUUCCCUUCUUCAGUGAGUUCAGAGAUGCUGAGGAGGAGACUGAAGCGUUGCCUUACGAUCAGACCAUGGACAACACAGACUUGCCGCUGGAUCAGUGGAAACGUCACACUUUCACAGAGAUCCUGACCUUCAGACCACCCAAAGACUCCAGAGAGACGUCACUUUAAGAGCACACACACAUGCAUGCACACAUUGUGCACACAUUCUCACACACAAAAUUGCACACGCUCACACAUAGACACCUGCACCAAAAAAUAUUGUUUUCUUGUUGACUUUGUUGUGUUUGUAGGAGUAACUGAUGUUAUUAGAUUGGGAAGUUGAAGUUUUUGUUUUCAAUAAAUGUGGU
Larimichthys crocea (large yellow croaker) is the source of this 1492-nucleotide messenger RNA. It is a transcript of the gene mapk12b, whose product is annotated as mitogen-activated protein kinase 12b. Gene Ontology annotation, biological process: protein phosphorylation. Bases 234 to 1313 code for a protein of 359 amino acids. Lineage: Eukaryota; Metazoa; Chordata; Actinopteri; Sciaenidae. Gene Ontology annotation, molecular function: MAP kinase activity; ATP binding. The transcript is spliced from 12 exons. The record is from RefSeq and is a predicted model, not a curated record.